AUGAAUAUUUUUAUGAGGCGCCUUGCACCAGAGAUGGGCCAGGACCAAACCAAGCAGCAGAUAGAGAAGGGCCUGAGGUUGUACCAGUCCAACCAGACCGACAAAGCACUGCAUGUCUGGACAAAAGUGCUGGAGAAAACCUCUGAUCCCGGAGGGAAGUUCAGAGUGUUGGGAUGUCUGAUCACAGCUCACUCAGAAAUGGGAAAGUAUAAAGAUAUGCUCAAGGUAAGCCUCCCAAAACAGCAUGCUGUAUACUAUAUCUGAAGACAGUUAACCAGAUUAAGUGGAGAGGACUGUGUAUACUUUUAUUUUUUAUUCAGGAAGAAUGUUUCUCCAAAUUUACACCUUUUUGUGCGUAAAAGUGUUUCUUCCAUCACUGUUCCUUUAUAGCCUUUUUAUACACAGUUGACAUUUUUCAUGCUAAUAUAUUUGUCAAUUUUCUGAUACUGUGUGAGCAGAUUUUGUUAUGCAACCAGCAGUGUGUGUGUGUGAAAGAGAGGGAGGGAGAGAGAGACAGAAAGAGAGUCUGGAUGCUAUUAAGUAACUCAUCAAUAUAAUAUGUCAUCGUGUCAGCUCAGGUCUGGUACAGUUGAUCUUGCUGUCGUAUUCCAACAUUUCCCCUUUGUCCACAUGCUAUUGAAUGAUAAGAGGUCAGAGGUCAUCUUCUUGGUUUCAUUUACCGUGAUCUCGACAUGCACGGGUUAAUUUGUGGCUUCCACACGAUGCAGAGUAAAUAAGUGUCCUGCAAUCUGAGAAUCAGUGUGGGGUGUCUUGUUGACACAAUCAUCUUGUGUGGAGCAGCACUCGCUCUCUUUCACCCACCUUUAAUGAGGACUUCAUACAGUAGAGGCCCUGUGUUUUUAAGAAAUACGAUACUCUCCUUUCUGUUUGUAUAUAAGAACGUAACAUUCACCUCUUCAUUCAAGUUUUCCUGCACGUUUCCCGUCACCUCACACUUACUGCCUGUUUUCAGUACGCUCUGGAUCAAAUCGACACAGCCAGAGAAAUGGAAGACCCAGACUACCUGACCGAGGGUUACCUAAACUUGGCUCGUAGCAAUGAGAAGCUGUGCGACUUCCAGAAAACCGUGUCCUACUGCAAGACCUGCUUAAACAUGCAGGGUACGACUGUCAGCCUGCAGCUCAACGGCCAGGUGUGUCUCAGCAUGGGCAACGCCUUCUUGGGACUCAGCGUCUUCCAGAAAGCUCUGGAGAGCUACGAGAAGGCCCUGCGCUACGCACACAACAACGAUGACAAGAUGCUGGAGUGCAGAGUCUGCUGCAGUCUGGGGAACAUCUAUGUGCAGCUUAAGGUGCUUGUUGUCUAAAUGUACAGAUUCCUGCCAAGAGCUGAUGAUGAUUAUUUGAAUGUGCUGCACUGAAAACAUCUCAUUCUAGUCUUCUUGAAUGAGAUGCUGUAAACAAAGAGUCCAAACAAGAACAUUUUCAAGCUGUUCAAUUCAAAAUCCUCUCAUGCCUUCAGAUUUCUCUGUGGUUUAUCUUGGCAAAUAUUUCACCAUUUUACAAGUGUGCUCUCAUUACAUAAUCGAUACUGUUGUUGCCAACACAUUUGCAUAGCAUGACAACACUGCAGAGCAUCUGAGCAAAUAUUAUCAAUGGUUGGCUCAUGCAGCACUAGGGCGCUGUAAAACAAGGGUGGAGUGUGUAUGCUGGCUGGCUAGGGGCUUAUGUAGUACCCUUGACACCAGAGAUUUGUAAGAGUAAUCCCUUGGCUUCCCAGGGAAGAUUGGUUUCAAUGGAAUCGUAUUGAAGUAGUGUUUGAAGAAUGCACUCAUAUUUCAAGUCAUUUUGUUAAAGAAAACAUAACAGAGUGGCAUUCAUCAAAACAGCCGGAGAAACAGAAUUACAAACAAAAGUGUAUAUCAGUCGAGUCUAACUAAACAGGAUGCUGCUAUUUAUGGACAAUAACUGGACAUCAAAGGUCUUACUCAUCAGUAACCUCUGCCAACAGGACUAUGAGAAGGCCCUGUUCUUCCCCUGCAAAGCAGCUGAGCUUGUCAAUGACUAUGGCAAAGGUUGGAGCCUCAAGUAUCGCGCCAUGAGCCAGUACCACAUGUCUGUAGCCUACAGGAAACUAGAGCGCCUGCCAGACGCCAUGGAGUGCUGUGAGGUAUUGUUUUAUAACUGUCCAUCACAUGAUAACCGUCCUCAGAGACUAACUUACAUAACUGUGUAUGUCGCAGUUUUUGUUUCCUGAUGCAGUCGCCAUCCCUCUUUGCCUUUCGCUGCAGAUACAGUAGACGUUGUCCUGCCAACAGGUGCAGGCGCCAGUUGUUCUGUUGUACAAGGUUUCAGACCUCGACUAAAAUAUGCUCUCAGAGGCGCUGGUUUAAAGUGUUAAUGAAGAGGGGUGGCUUCAGUAUUCACCCUGUUCUAAUUAUGUACUGAGGGUGAAAAAUAACUUGAUGUCAUUGCCUUGGAGUGCAGAAGUAUAGUAACAAGACAGCAGGAUGCAUUUCAGAUUUAUUACAUUUGCCAAACACAUUUAGCCAAACAAUUUACACAUCCUGUCAUGUUUGGAAUACCAGAGUACAAGGUGAAACAACAAAUGUCUCACGUUCCACAUUUCUUCAGUUUUAGGAUUCUCAUCUUUAAAUCCUCUCAUCAUAAAAAAGCUCUUAGACUCAUGAAUGUUUUCACCAAAAGACUUCAGUAUGUAUUUUAUAAGUGACAGAACCAGACAGUGUGGUUCUGCACAUACACACCUGACCAGCUUGACUGUUCACUUCUUAGUCAGUUUUUCCAUCGUUGCAUUUCCAUCAGUCUGUCUUUCACUUUCACAGGAGUCUAUGAAGAUUGCUCUGCAGCACGGUGACCGUCCUCUGCAGGCUCUGUGCUUACUGAACUUUGCAGACAUACACCGCUGCAGGCGAGACGUCGAUGUAAGGCCUUAGCUUACUUUUUUCUUUGUCUACGACUCUUGCAUUUUUAUGAUAAACUCUAUUCUUUUCUCUUCAUCCACCCAGAAAGCAUUCCCUCGAUACGAGUCUGCUCUGGCUAUCAUGACUGAGAUCGGAAACCGUCUUGGACAAUCACAAGUCUACCUGGGAGUUGCAAAGUGUUGGCUUCUGCAGAAAGAAUUUGACAAGGUACCGAUAACAUAAUCUAAAUCUCAUUUUAAAAAUACACACAUGUUCAUCAAAAGUAGCAUUUAUAGCACAUGUGCACUUUUCAUGUUCCAGGCUCUUGAUUCCCUACAGCGAGCACAAGAAUUAGCAGAUGGGAUGGGAAACAAGGUAAAUAAUGCUCCUCAAACAAGUAGAAUGAUUGAUUAUUGAUAAGAUGUGAAUAGAUGAGAAACUAAUAAACAUAUAAGUUACACCUUACUGAUGUUUCAUUGACAAGAAUAAGAAAAUCAACAAGUCCAAUAAUGUUUAAACCAUGCAGUGAAGCGCACAAAAUCUUGUCAUGAUGUGAUAGCGUCUCCUUUGUUCUGAUUUGCAUCUCAAGCUGUGCACACUGAAGGUCCACUGCCUGAGUGAAGGGAUUUAUCGGAGCCGGGAGCAGCAGGAGGAGCUCAGAGAGCAGGUGGUGAAGUUCCUGCAGUGUGUGGAGGAGCUGGAGCUCUACUGCGGCAUGUGUGGAGAGUCCAUUGGGGACAGGGACCAAAAACUGCAAGCCUUACCCUGUUCCCACAUUUUUCAUCUCAAGUAGGUGCUCUUGUGAUGAAUAUCAGUUACUAUUUCUGACAGACAGACACAAGCUUUUGACGCCACUCUUUUUUUUUUUUUUGUCCCUGCAGGUGUCUGCAGACAAACGGGACAAAAGGUUGUCCUAAAUGUUUCAAGUCCUCCAUGAAGCCGGGAUUUGUCUGAUCGUGAGCCUGUUUGUGCGUUGGAUCUACAGACAUGGCACAAAGCUUCACAGGCUGCUGACUGAUCUGAGAACAGCAGGAAGCUUCAAGAUGAGCUGAAGAUGUUUGAGGGGGAAAAGGGAAGAAUUCACUGCUGUGUGCAGAGGAUGCUGAACUUACACCAGAGUGUGUCAGUGUGCAGCUCUGAGGACACAUUAAAAGCAUCCGGGAUAGUGUGGCCCUUCAGUCAAAGAGUUACAGCUGACAGGAAGGGCAUAUCUGACGAUGGUACAUUUCAAUAUAAGCUGAAGAAGAAGAAGAAGAAGAAAGAACUACAUUGUCUCUGAUGGCGCGGAAGUUUUUUUCUGAAUUGAGAUCUAAAGAAAAAUGGACCGUCCAAAGAGCAUUUUGAACAGUAUUUUUUUUGUUUCAUGCAUUAUAAAUGUUCAGAAAAGUCAAGACGAAAGAUUCUUAGAAGAAAUAUUUACAGAUUUAGUCAUAACCUUUGUUAUUUAAGUAUUGACAUGACUUCCACUUGUGCAGUACAUUUUCUGAGGUUUCUAUCAGAGCAGAGCCACUUCUGAAGUUAACUGAUUUCAUACUUAUAUACCUAUACAUAUAUUUAUUACUGUAUUCAUGUACAUUCUAUCUAAUGUUAAUUUGUUUUUAACAUUUUGACUUAUUUGAAGUGUUUUAUAAAACCUAAAACAAACUAAAGUCUCUUAACCAUUCAAAACUUGUAUGUCUUCACAGAACAGGUACAUGCAGCUGUUUUUCUUUUCUUUCUUUUUUUCUUUCUUUCCUUUUUGUUUGUUCUCUCUCUGACAAAAAGAACCGGAUAUAACUUUUAACUUAUGUCCGGGGAUGUUAACUCUUACAUCUGAUAAGUUGUUAAGAGAGAAACCUGUGGGGAAAGGAUCCACUUUGACCAAUCACACACUUGUCAAAUAACGAUUUAGGGUGGAUACAUGCAGUAUGUUUUCAUUUCCUGUUUUCAUACAUGUUUGUUUUAACUGACUGGAAAAAUCCUACGAUCCAGGGACAGAUAUUUGCUUGCAAAGGCAUUGUUAUUUGAGGCAAACCCAGUUAUUGUUGCCUGUUUUAUUCAUAACAUCAAGCAACAAAACUGGAUUAUAUUAAUCCAUGUAACCGUGAAUGUACUUAUUUUGAAAUCAUUAUAUUAUUUGUUAAUAUUCAUUGGUUUAUCUUUAAUCUACGUUAUAUUUAUUGAAUUGAUUCUAGACAUACAUGAUGUAAAAUUAAAUCUUCAUGACUUCAUCAUUUAAUUUGAAAUGGAGUUAGAUCGCCCUAAAAAUUAACCUACAAAAUUUCUAACCAUAACUUCAGGCUUCUAUGGAGUUUUUAGUGAGUAAUGAAACAGUCUGAAACUCAACGAGCUAAAGUAACAAAGGCAAAGAAAUGAGAAUCGAAUCAAAGCUUUAAGUUCACCAAAGUACCUUUUGACGCUGUAGACAGAUAUGUUUGCUCAGAAUAAUAUGAACGCUUGCCAUUGAAAGGGGAAAAAAAAUCAUAGUCAUAAAAUCAAACAGGGAUAGAUUUCAAAUACUGAUCUCUCUUUGACUCUUUACCACAUGUCGGGUCAACAGCCCGAGGAGAGACAGACCAACACAUGGACUCAAUACUGCACAAGCACUUACUCUGUUUCUCAUUUGGAGUUCACAUCACUACCUGACCUCACCUCUGAACCACAUCUGAGGUCUGUGCAUCCAAACUAACAAACAUUUACUGUCUGUUUACCUGUCAGUACAGUCUAUGUUCAACUCUUGUAAAGCAUACGAUACUUAUUACACUUUUUAUUCUUGGUUCUGGGGUAUAUAUACGAUUUUUACUGAGAGUUCGGCCUCUCAUCUUUAACGGUUUAAACUACCUCUGUUUUUGCCUCCUCCUCAGAGGAUUAAUGCAGUAGCAACACCAUAUUUAGAUACAUGUAGAGUUAUUAUGUUUUUGUAGAUGUCAUGUUGGUAUAACCGUGAAGUUAAAGAUAUAGACUUGGACAUAAAUGCAUUGUUAAUAUAUUUAUGCAUUGAGUCAAAACAUGUUACUGUGUCAAAAUGGAAACCUUUAAUUUUGGAGAAUAAAGUGCGCCCAAAGAAUACAGCUGUUACUUUUCUCUGAUCUCAGUGCUGCCUUUGACUUUGACAUAAAGUACAUAUGUGAAUAUUUCUUUUGUUAACAUUUUGUGACAUGUUUUAAAAGUACACCUGUCUCUUAUUUUUUAAGUUUAAUGUGACUGACAGCCUGCUCCUGUUCCUGACACAACAGCAGUUGACAGAUUUAACUUUCAGUUCAUAAGAUACUUGAUGGUCUUUAACCAGUUGUUCUAGUUUUCCAGCAUUUACCAAAAGUCUUAGUCAAGCCACACCGCCUACUGCCACAACACUUGAAGAGCAGGAAGACAAGUUUCCCUGAAUUCACCUUACAGGAACACUUCAACCUGAUGGCAGCACCAAGAAAACGCUCGGUGGAGGGUCUAAUUUGUCCUCAAUGCGGGGACAUUUAUAGGGUUCCUGUUCUCCUCCACUGUGGCCACAAUAUCUGUAAAGUGUGUUUACAGAAACACUGGGAAUGGAAAAGAUGUCGGGAAUGUCCUGUGUGCGGUGUCGAGUCUUUGUCUGGGAAGCCUCCUAUCAAUUUGCAACUAAAAUUAGAAGCAGACGAAUAUCGAGAGUGGAGGAUCAGCAAGACACUGGAGGUUUGUAGUAUUCACAAACAGAAGAGGACGAUUUUUUGUCACAAUGAUGAAGAGCCCAUCUGUCUUGUCUGCCAAACAUCAAUCAAACAUAAAGUUCAUGAGUGCAGCCCCGUGGAGGAGGCAGCCCCACAGAAAAAGGUAGAGUAUAGAAAACAACAGGGGUACGCAAGAACCAGUUCUAAAGCUGCUUGGGAAUAAGAUUGGUUGUUAUUCUUGUCUCAUGAGGCUACACUAUCCUUAUUCUACAUUUGAAAAUCAGCUGUUUUUUUUCUCAAACAACUGCUUAAUCGAUAAAUCUGUAAACAUCAGCUGUAACUAAUAUCAGUUACAAGUCCCAGAGUUCAAUAUCAUGUUUCAGAAUCGUACAAACUUAAAGAUAAUACGUUGUAAAAAUGUCAAUAUGAAACUGGGGAAAGUGAUUUAAUAUCAAGGUAAUUGAGUGAUCUGUUAUUUUAGCUUUAGGCUUUAUCUCACGAUUCUUGUGAAAAUUUCAGCUAGAAAUUUCAGACCUCCUGGAGGCCUUAAAGAAGAAACUCAAACUGCUGAACAAGACGAAGGAGCAGUGGGAGGAGACAAAGAACUAUAUACAGGUAAAAAAAAAAACAUAACAUCACUGUUAAUAAGUUUAACAUCAAAGGAAAGGAGACAAAAGCAUUCCUGUUUUUGAAGUGCCAAAAAUAACCUGUUCCCUGAACAAACUGCAGACCCAGACUUCUCAGCUAGAGACAGCCAUCAAGGAGGAGUUUCAGACGCUGCACCUGUUUCUUCACGAGGAGGAAACCUCGCGGUUAAAGGUGCUGAGAAAGGAGGAGGAAGUGAAGAAGCAGGUGAUGUGUGAGAAGCUGGAAAACAUCAAGGAUCAGAUCAAAACCCUCUCAGCCACCAUCAGGGACACAGAGGACACUCUCGAGGCGAGGGAUUUACCUUUUCUGCAUGUAAGAGCACUGUCAGUAUGAGCGCAUUUUACCUACAUAUUUAAAUAGAAGACAUAUCAUCCUGAUACCUCAAGACUAUUGACCAUUUUUAAACAGCAAAACAGAAGUGCUCUGCAAUGACAUGUAACCUAUUUUCAUCACUCUACUCAUAGUUUACACUUUAUUUUCAACAAAAAAUGACAACACUGAGUUCAUACUUCCACUCAUAUCAAUGGUUAAAGUCACUUGCAGUCAGAGUAUAAGGAAAUAACCGAACAUUUUUAAAAUUAGGACUAAUCUCAUCUUUGUUAAGGACAGAUUCUUUAUUGUGUGCUAUUAUUUUAUUUCCCAGCUUUCUUGCUACUCACCUGACUGUUAAAUACUUGACUCUGAUUGGUCAAAACUUCUUAACAGUGAAGACAAAACAUAAGUGAUCAGAUUGUCUUCACUCGUGCUGAGCUCUUGGGUCAUAAACUAAAAUGUUGUACAGACAGUUUGUUAGUAUAUCCGUGUGACUUUCCAUUUAAGAUACAUUUGCAUUAAAUGAUCAUUCCUGCUAACAUGACUUUUGACUAAUAUUUUAGAUUUAACUCACAUUACACUGACCGAAUGUGUGUUUUUGGUCUGAACUGACCUGCUGUUAGCAUUAAAUGUGUGUAUUUCUUUUGCUUUCUUCCUGUGGCUGAAGGACUACAAGACAACAAAGAAAAAGUAAGUGAAAGUCAAUGUCUGUUUAAUUCACCACUGUCUUCAUAAUACUUUUAACCUUGUCAUUGUUUAAACAUGUUUCAGUGUCAAAUGUACCGUCCGAGAGCCAGAGUGCAUCAGAGAUAUCCUGAUCAAUUCUGCAAAACAUUUAGGGUUACUGAAGUACAAAGUCUGGAGGAAGAUGGCUGAUGUCAUUAAACACGGUGGGUGAAGCGAUGUCAGUCUUAGGAUUAUCAUGAAGUUUUCACUCUGUACUGAACUGUAUCUACACUUUCAGUGCCCAUCACUCUGGAUCCAAACACAGCCCAGUCCAACCUGAGGUUCUCUGAAGAGUUGACCUGUGUGCAGUACAGUAAGCAGCAGCUCUUGCCAGACAACCCUGAACGCUGCACUAGCCGUGUGUGUGUGCUGGGAGCAACCGGCCUCACAUGGGGGAAGCACAACUGGACUGUGGAGGUGGGCCAGGGCAAAGAAUGGCACAUUGGAGUGGCCCAGGAGUCCAUCAAAAGAAAGAGCGCCGUCUUCCUCGUCCCCUCUGAGGGAUUCUGGGUGAUCAGUCUGCAGAGUGGACACUACUGGGCUGAGACCUCAUCUCGCAUCAAGCUUGUGUUAAAGCAGAAACCUGAGAGGAUUACAGUAAAAGUGGACUACGACAAAGGGAAAGUAGUCUUCAUCAACGCCGCUAACCUGACAACGAUAUACACUUUUAGUGAUAAAUUUACAGAGAAGAUUUUCCCUUUUUUCUCCCCUGGACUGUAUGAUGAGACCAAAAUCUCCAACCCACUGAAAAUCUGUCCUCUGAACAUACGGGUGGAGGUUGAAUAG
This is a messenger RNA of Xyrichtys novacula (pearly razorfish), 8973 nucleotides long. NCBI's taxonomy places the organism in Eukaryota, Metazoa, Chordata, Actinopteri, Labriformes, Labridae. The record is from the annotation of a GenBank genome assembly.